UAGCUCAGGUAAGGAGAGCUGAGGAAAGAGUCUGGGAAGGUACAUGGAAAUACACCAUGCAGUUCUGGAGUUUUCUAAGCUGUGCCAGUGCAGAUAUUUCAAGGAUAUCAUAUUACGCAGAAUAUGACGGACAGUUAGCACCCACCAAAGCCAUGGCAGCGGCUUACCUGGACCCCAACCUGACCCAUGCCUUGAACCAGGGGGUCAAGCCUCGCUUCAGUGCAGGGAUGGAGCGCACGGCAGGGGCUCUGGAGCGUGUACUCAGAGUCUUCCACUACUUCGAGAGCAGUAGUGAACCCUGCACCUGGGCCAGCAACAUCCGACACGGGGACUCAACCGAUGUCAGGGGCAUUAUACAGAAGAUCGUGGACAUCCAUAAGGUGAGGUGUGUGUCCUGCUUUGGUCUGCGCCUGAGCCACCCGAGAACAGGUGAAGUUCAUUGGCUCCACCCCGACAUGGGCGUGUCUCACGUGAGGGAGCGGUACGAGCACAGCCAUCCCCAGGACGACUGGAGAUAUGAGCUACGGAUUCGAUACUUGCCUAAAGGAUUUUUAAACCAGUUUACUGAGGACCAGCCAACUCUCAACUACUUUUAUCAUCAGGUGAAAAGUGAUUAUAUGAUGGGGAUUGCCGAUCAUAUUGAUCAAGAUGUAGCACUUAAACUUGGCUGCCUUGAAAUCAGGCGGUUUUUCAGGGACAUGCGUGGAAACGCCCUGGAUAAAAAAUCAAAUUAUGAAUUAUUAGAGAAGGACGUUGGUCUGCGGAGAUUCUUUCCAAAGAGUUUAUUAGACUCGGUAAAGGCUAAAUCCCUGCGGAAACUGAUCCAGCAGACUUUUAAACAGUUCGCCAAUCUGAACGACGAGCAGUGUAUCCUCAAGUUCUUUGAGAUCCUUUCACCUAUAUACAGAUUUGAUAAGGAGUGUUUUAAAUGCGCUCUCGGGUCGAGCUGGGUGAUAUCAGUGGAGUUGGCCAUCGGACCCGAGGAGGGCAUCAGUUAUCUGACAGACAAAGGCUCAAACCCAACACACCUCGCUAACUUCACACAAGUGCAGAGUAUCCAGUUCGAGGAGCGAGACAGGAAGGGAAUGCUGCAGUUAGACGUGGCUGGAGCACCUGAGCCUCUGACAGUAACAACUACAGCACUGAACACAGCGGAGAACAUGGCCGAUCUCAUUGAUGGUUACUGUAGACUUGUUAACGGAACUUCUUCAUCGUUUAUUGUCCAUGUACAGAAAGAAGGAGAGAGAGCUCUUCCAUCUAUCCCAAAAGCUCCAAAAUCGGCAAACCAUGAGAAAAGAUUGCAAGGAGUCCGGGCCAAAGCCAUCUCCAUUUCAGAUGAUAUUGGUGGGGAUGAAACAGACGACUACGCUGAGAUCAUAGACGAAGAGGACACAUACACCAUGCCUUCCAAAUAUUAUGGACUAGAUGAAGCCAGGGACUAUGAGAUCCAAAGAGAUAGAAUUGAGCUGGGACGCUGUAUCGGAGAGGGCCAGUUUGGAGAUGUCCAUCAAGGGAUUUACAUAUGUCCGGAGAACCCAGCUCUUUCUGUGGCGAUAAAGACGUGUAAGAAUUGCACCUCGGACAGUGUUCGAGAGAAAUUUCUCCAGGAGGCCUUGACCAUGCGACAGUUCGAUCACCCACAUAUUGUAAAGCUGAUUGGCAUCAUUACAGAAAACCCAGUGUGGAUCAUCAUGGAGCUGUGCACGCUGGGGGAGUUGCGUUCCUUUCUUCAGAUUAGGAAGUACAGUCUGGAUUUAGCAUCACUCAUCCUGUUUUCUUACCAGCUCAGCACAGCUCUUGCGUACCUGGAGAGCAAACGCUUUGUACACAGGGACAUUGCGGCACGGAACGUUCUGGUAUCUUCAGUGGACUGUGUGAAGCUGGGAGACUUUGGUUUGUCUAGAUACAUGGAGGACAGCUCUUAUUAUAAAGCCUCUAAAGGAAAACUGCCUAUUAAAUGGAUGGCGCCAGAGUCAAUAAACUUCAGACGUUUUACCUCAGCCAGCGACGUGUGGAUGUUUGGGGUGUGUAUGUGGGAGAUACUGAUGUACGGAGUAAAGCCGUUUCAAGGCGUGAAGAAUAACGAUGUGAUAGGCCGAAUUGAGAACGGCGAGCGUCUGGCUAUGCCGCUCAACUGCCCACCAACCCUCUACAGCCUGAUGACCAAGUGCUGGGCGUAUGACCCCAGCAAACGACCACGAUUCACUGAGCUCAAAGGCCAACUAAGUACAAUCCUCGGGGAGGAGAAGGCUCAGCAGGAGGAGCGCAGCCGUAUGGAGAUGAGGAGGCAGGUCCCCGUAUCCUGGGACUCAGGAGGCUCGGACGAAGCACCACCCAAACCCAGUCGACCUGGUUAUCCAAGUCCCCGCUCCAGUGAAGGGUUCUACCCUAGUCCUCAGCACAUGGGCCAGCACAAUCAUUACCAGAUGGCAGGGCACUCAGGCCCACACGGCUUGCUUCCAGUGCCCAGCGGGAUGUACCCUACCCAGGCCGCAGGGACUGUACUUGAUCCCCACGACAGCUGGAACCAUUGCAGGGCUGCUCAGGAUCACAUGUGGAAUCCCAGCAUGGAGGAUGGUGUGUCUGUGUGCGGUGGUCUGUCGCAGCUGAUGGAGGAGCAGUUAUUGCUGCAGCAGCAGCAGAUGGAGGAUGAUCAGCGUUGGUUGGAGCAGGAGGAGAGACUACUGCAGAAGCCUGAUGGGAGAAGUUCCAGAGGCAGCAUCGACCGUGAUGAUGGAAGCCUUCAGGGACCAAUUCAGCCUCAGGAGAUCAACCCACCCCCAACAGCUAACUUAGAUCGGUCCAACGAUAAGGUCUAUGAAAAUGUGACUGGGCUGGUGAAGGCUGUGAUUGAGAUGUCCAGUAAAAUCCAGCCAGCUCCCCCUGAAGAAUACGUGCCCAUGGUGAAGGAAGUGGGAUUAGCACUGAGAACACUGCUGGCCACUGUGGAUGAGACGAUACCUUUACUACCAGCUCACACGCACAGAGAGAUUGAAAUGGCUCAGAAGCUUCUAAAUUCAGACCUGGCUGAGCUGAUCAAUAAGAUGAAGUUGGCCCAGCAAUACGUCAUGACCAGCCUGCAGCAGGACUACAAGAAACAGAUGCUAACAGCUGCACACGCACUUGCCGUAGAUGCCAAGAACCUGCUGGAUGUGAUUGACCAGGCCAGGCUGAAGAUGUUGGGCCAGACACGACCGCAUUAG
This is a messenger RNA of Sinocyclocheilus anshuiensis, 3203 nucleotides long. Its product is annotated as focal adhesion kinase 1-like. Gene Ontology annotation, biological process: signal complex assembly; protein phosphorylation. Gene Ontology annotation, cellular component: cytoskeleton; focal adhesion. NCBI's taxonomy places the organism in Eukaryota, Metazoa, Chordata, Actinopteri, Cypriniformes, Cyprinidae. The record is from RefSeq and is a predicted model, not a curated record. Bases 57 to 3203 code for a protein of 1048 amino acids. The transcript has 32 exons. Gene Ontology annotation, molecular function: ATP binding; protein tyrosine kinase activity.